UUCACGGUGUUCAGUGCGACGUUUCAGUAAAGUUCUAAGAUGGCGACGGUGCAUCUGAGAAUCGGGGACCUAGUUUGGGGAAAACUCGGGCGCUAUCCUCCGUGGCCAGGCAAGGUCGUCAGUCCUCCAAAGGACCUGAAAAAGCCAAGAGGGAAAAAAUGUCAUUUUGUCAAAUUCUUUGGAACUGAAGACCAUGCCUGGAUAAAGGUGGAGCAGCUGAAGCCAUACCACCCCCACAAAGAGGAGAUGAUCAAGAUCAACAAGGGCAAACGUUUCCAACAGGCUGUGGAUGCAGUGGAAGACUUCCUGAAGAAGAAAGAGAAACAGGGGGGGAAAGAACAGAGCUCUGAGGGGAAAGGAGACUCUAAAGGGAAGAAGACACCAACUAAACCUCUGAAGAUCCUAGAGGAAGAUGAUGAAGACCUCAGUGCCCUGAAAGACCCCUCUGAGAAGGACCUAACUGACUCAGAGCCGUCCAGUGUUGAGCGACUAGGGGGCCUGGGAACUACUGGACCUGUCUCGGGAUUCAAAUGGGAGAGCAGUCCUGCCUCAUCUAUGGAGCCUAUCAGUAAACGCCUGAAGAUUGUUGAGGAGGACACGAGGUCAACGUCUAUCCAAGCUGCAGACAGCACCGCCAUCAACGGCAGUAUUACUCCCACAGACAAACGGAUAGGGUUCCUAGGGCUGGGGCUUAUGGGUAGCGGAAUAGUGUCCAACCUGUUGAAGAUGGGUCACAUUGUCACAGUGUGGAAUCGUACAGUAGAAAAGGUACCGCAAGACAACCAACACUGUGACCUGUUCAUCCAGGAAGGGGCCAGGUUAGGGCGGACCCCAGCAGAGGUGGUCUCUAUGUGUGACAUCACCUUCUCCUGCGUCUCAGACCCCAAGGCUGCCAGGGAUUUGGUGCUGGGUCCCAGUGGAGUGCUCCAGGGCAUCAGGCCAGGGAAAUGUUACGUAGAGAUGUCUACCGUGGACCCAGAGACCAUCACAGAGCUCUCGCAGGUGAUAUCGUCGCGGGGCGGCCGCUUCCUGGAGGCUCCUGUGGCUGGGAGCCAGCAGGUGUCUAACGAGGGCAUGCUGGUCAUCCUAGCGGCCGGAGACAGGACGGUCUACGAAGACUGCAGCUCCUGUUUCCAGGCCAUGGGCAAGACCUCAUUCUUCCUAGGUGAGGUGGGUAACGCAGCGAGGAUGAUGCUGAUCCUCAACAUGGUACAGGGAAGCUUCAUGGCAACCAUCGCCGAGGGGCUGACCCUAGCCCAGGCCACAGGCCAAUCACAGCAUACCUUCCUGGACAUCCUGUCUCAGGGUCAGAUGGCCAGCACCUUCGUGGACCAAAAAUGCCAGAAUAUCCUACAGGGCAACUUCAAACCAGACUACUAUUUGAAACACAUUCAGAAGGAUCUGAGGCUAGCCAUCUCCAUGGGCGACACAGCCAAUCACCCGACCCCUAUGGCUGCAGCAGCCAAUGAGGUCUACAAGAGGGCUAAAGCACUGGACCAGUCAGACAACGACAUGUCAGCUGUCUACAGAGCCUACAUUCACUAAACCUCCUGAAGAGUCUCUCCCCGACCUGUCCUUUCCCCGACCUGUCCUUUCCCCGACCUGUCCUUUCCCCGACCUGUCCUUUCCCCGACCUGUCCUUUCCCCGGCCGGUCCUUUCCCCGACCUGUCCUUUCCCCGACCUGUCCUUUCCCCGACCUGUCCUUUCCCCGACCUGUCCUUUCCCCGACCUGUCCUUUCCCCGACCUGUCCUUUCCCCGACCUGUCCUUUCCCCGGCCGGUCCUUUCCCCGGCCGGUCCUUUCCCCGGCCGGUCCUUUCCCCGACCGGUCCUUUCCCCGACCCGUCCUCUCCUUUCCCCGACCUCUCCUUUCCCCGACCCGUCCUUUCCCCGACCCGUCCUUUCCCCGACCCGUCCUCUCCCCGACCCGACCUCUCCUCUCCUCUGGACCACACUUAUCUUUUAUAAAUUUUUAUUCCCAUUUUAUUAAUUAUUUUUGCCUGGCACCAGAGAUAUUGGUGUACUUCCCAAAUGCCAUCCUAUUUCCUAUAUAGUACACUACUUUUGACCAGGGUCCAUGAUUUCCUCGUGAAUGAAGCUGAAUACUCUGCCGAAUCAGGGCCCAUAGGGCUCUGGUCAGAAGUAGUGCACUACAUGGGGGAAUAGUAUGUCGUCUGGGAGGCAGCUAUUCCUUCCCGGUAACGUGAUGGGAACCUCUAACUAGUCCACCUGGAACAUUGCACUGACUGAGGGUUCUAAUGAUGCUAGAAGAAUGGUAGCUUCCACCCCCCCCCCUUCACAUCUUUGCGUUUUGUUGUCGAUAGUGCUGGUCAGGUUUCUGAUGGUAAAGUACUGCAGGGUGUUCAGAAGAGAUUUUGGGAUGCGGCCCCCAUUGCUGACGGUAAGAUGUUCAGAAGUGAUUUGGAACGCGACACAUUGCCCCUGUUGCUGUCGGGUGGGUUUUGAAGCUGCACGGGCCAUGGAUUAAUUUAUCACUCUUUCUCUUUCUUUGCGUUUUAUUUAAUUCUAUGUGUGAAAAAUGUCAUCUUUAAUUAGAAUGUCCAGAAUUUCAUCUAAACGUAUAAAGCUGUUGAUAUUAUCUUUUAAAAAGAGAGCGAAGGCUUGAGGAGCACCGAGAGGAAUAAUGCCACUGCAUUGCCUUAAUAUUGGAACCAUUUGAAAUCUUCUGACAUGUAUUUAUUUAUUUUUAGACGCUCUAGAUCUCUCUAUUCUACUUCUCUUUUGGUGCAGUUUGGCCUGGAGUUGUUUCCGUAGUUGUCUGAAUCUGAACAGUGUUUGGUUUGUUGUGUUAGCCUGUUAGAGAACCUGCUCCCUUAAGGUUAUAUUAAUAAGGUUAUUCUGAUGCCUUGUAAUACAGUAAUGACUUAAUCCGUCUUCUAACCGGGAUUCAUCCCUAAUGGCACCCUACUCCCUUUAUAGUGAACUCAUUUAGACCAGAACUCUGAUCAAAAGUAGUGCGUUAGAUAGGGAAUAGGGUUCCAUUUGGACACAUCCCGGGACAUUAAGGUGAUCAUGUUUAAAACCCAUGCAGUGGUCUAACGUUAUUAAACACAGGCAAGUUGAUCACUUUUUAUUGUACAUGUGUGUUUUGGACCCACGUUGCUUAGCGACCUGUUUGUAUUUUAACAUGACUAUAGAUCGCUUGGCUUGAUGACUUGGGUUAUUGCACCACAACAGUUCCCCUUUGCAGUGGGGGAUAGAUUAGCCUGGGUCCCCGUCUGUUUGUGCCGUCAUGCCAACUCCUUGUCAUAUCCAACAUGUUGGGCUUGACAAGUACAGCAAGGAAGUGGGGCAAGACCACAAACAGAUCUGGGAUCAGACUAAGGAGGAAAGAUUUAUUUAUUACCAGAUCAAUCACCAUAUAGGAAACUGUCGAACUACAGAAUGUGCAUUUCAGUUGAAUCAUAACCACUCCCUGAGAUUCAAGCCCCAAACUACAACCUUUUACGUUCUCCUUAAAAGGGAUACCUGGCAGGGCCAUGAGAAGACAGGCAAUUGUUACCUGAAUGGCAGUGGGGGGAUUUAGGUCACAUAAAACAUAACAAAAUAAUUUACUUUAAAGAGAAUGAGUUACCAUCGAAAGACCUCGUAACCUGCUUGAGGUGGGUUAUUGUCGUGGCAAAACAAAAUUUUGCUCACUUUCAAUAAUGAUUUUAUCCCUUUCUGUUUUAGUUCAUUUUGAUUUGAAAAAAAUUUGAAACUAUUCAACUCUUUGUAAAACACAAUUGAACAUGUAUAACCUCUGAUUUUGGUUGAAUAUCAUUUUCAUGUCGCAAGGUCUUGAUCAUCCCAUUUGUAGAAGUAGAUUUUCCUUUUGGCCUACAAGAUGUAAAUUAAGUUUUAGGGUUCAUUUGUUUAAACACGGAAAUAGUUUAAAGAUUUAAGAAGUAUGUUUUUAGUAGGAAACAUUCAAACAAAUGACUUGUAAAUAGCCCAUAUUGGUUGAGUGGAUGUACGCUUUCUAAAUAAAGGGUAAUAUAAAAUACUUUUGGUUAGACUCCUCUACUGACUGUCAAUCAUCUGAUGUGUCCCAAAUGGCAUCAUAUUCCCUAUAUAGUGACCCUGGACUAAAGUAGUGCGCUACCCUAUGGUCCGUGGACUAAAGUAGUGCACUACCCUAUGGUCCUUGGUCUAAAGUAGUGCACUACCCUAUGAACCCUGGUCUAAAGUAGUGCACUACAUAGGGAAUAGGGUACCAUAUGAAACACUGUCUUAAUAAUACUGUAGAUUGUUCUGUUCAGUGUUUGCUGUUUUAAAUUAAUAUCUUGUAAACAUUGUCUUUACGUGGCUUAUACAGGUGAUGUUGAAAUUACUGUUGGGCCCUUUUUUUGUGCAGGGCCAGGCAGGGACGGUGAAACUGUAUGGAUUUGGGAUAUUUAUGUGAAACAUCAAGGCUUUUUGUGCAGUUUAUUAAAUCCUCUCCUGAUUUAAA
Messenger RNA from Salvelinus fontinalis (brook trout), 4453 nucleotides. RefSeq names its product cytokine-like nuclear factor N-PAC. Gene Ontology annotation, molecular function: NADP binding; NAD binding; oxidoreductase activity, acting on the CH-OH group of donors, NAD or NADP as acceptor. The record is from RefSeq and is a predicted model, not a curated record. Bases 40 to 1545 code for a protein of 501 amino acids. The transcript is spliced from 15 exons. NCBI's taxonomy places the organism in Eukaryota, Metazoa, Chordata, Actinopteri, Salmoniformes, Salmonidae.